AUUUACAGCUGAUUGUCAUUGCAUGGUGCAAUGAUCAACAAUUUCUUAUAAAUUACAUAGAUAUAAUUUGGUUGAUCAAAACACCUACAGAGAGUAUCAGAUGCUUAAUGAAUAAUCUGAAUAAAUGUAGGCCCACAUGUUAUAACAUUUAGGAUUUAUAUGAAACGUCGACAACAUACCAAACAGUUUUUUAAAUUUUGUUUUAGUUGACUUAGACUUAAGUACUGUCUCUGAAGUCGGAGCUAGCCACUACCCACUAUCACUAGUGACUACUUUUGAGUAUCAUUUAACUGUAAAGACUAUAGACCUUAAAAAUGUUGUUUUUGCCGGUAAAGGCUUUCAGCUGAUACGUUUCUGCUUUUUUUAAAAAUUAUUUUUCACGUUUUCUGCUACCCUCUAACAAUUACAAUUACAACUUACAGUUACAGUGUUUUAUAAUAUAAAACAUAAUUUUAAGUAUAAUAUUAUAUUAUAUGAAAUAUGAUAUGAUAUACAUGGAGAUGUCACAUAUUGUAUGUAUCAAUUAUUAUAAUUAUAAUAUACCUUUGCUUUAACUUUCAGAUCCUGAAAAAAGGAUGACCCAUAGACUUCAGCAUGACUAUUCUAGUCAUAUGAUAUUUGAGCCAUCAGGAAAACUGAAAAUUUCAGAAAUAAUCAUCCAUACAAAUGAUUUGAGAGCUAGCUUGUCAGAGUUGCCAUCAGAUGUCAAAGAGUCAAGUGUUGUUGAAGACACUUGUAAUGUGGACUAUUUCUUGCAUUUGAUUAUAUUAAAUGACAUUAAAAAUAGUUCUUGAACACUAGCCACAGUCCUAAAUUACUGGAGGCAAUAUACAUAUGAGGAUAAUAUUAUAGAGACUUAAAUGUCUUAAAUCAAGCUGUGUGAAAGGAAAUAUAAAAAAAUUAAAAACAGCAUUUGGAAAGCUUGAAAUGUGCAAGGGGUAGUUAAACAUAGUAAUUUUUCAUAUUCAAGAAUUUAAAAGCUAAGGCUAGAUAACUCUUGAAUAAAAUAUUUUAAAUUAUUAUUUGCUUGAAUCAUUAUUUUCAUUUGUUGUAACUUCCAGGCUCUAAAUCUGAAGAUCCAUCUAAAGUUACAGUUUCUGAAUCCUUGUUUUGUAACUGUUGUCAGAUUCAGUUUGCUGAUAGAGAGGAACAGGUGAGAGCAGGUUUUUGACAUCUUGUAGCAAAAUAAUAAUUUGAAGGAUAUUAUUAAUAUAGUAAAUGUAAAUUGUGUUGUAUUUUUUUUAGCAGGAAAAAUUUUACUUUAAACAUUCACUUUAAACUUGAAAAUAUUAUUCUAAAAUUAAAAACACUGGCAACUAUGCUAUCUGGUUUUAGAAAAAUAUAAAAAGCACCUUUUUAGAAUAUUUUAAUUAUAUUAUAAAUAUUUAUUUUUCUAUUCCCCUCACUUGAUAAUUUGCCCUCAGUUAUGAAAUGAUAACAUUUUAAAACUAUUUUUUUAAAAUUCCGAAUUAUUAAUUUAAGAUUUAUUUUUAUGCUAUUUUAUUUUUAUGUCUAAUAGUAGAAGUGUCAAAAUCAAGGAAACUACUCAAAAAAAUUCUGAGGGGAACAAAUAGCUAUGUCGCUUUUGUUAAGCUAGUACAAAUCUGAACAUAAAAGAAUGAGUGCAAUAUUUUUCUAGCUAUUACGUUUCUUGUUAGAUUGGACACUAUAAAUGUGACUGGCACAGAUACAACCUUCACUGCCGUUUGAGAAAUGUUCCCCCAGUAUCGGAUGAAGAAUUUGAGAAGAUAGCAGGUACCUUUUAUUGGAGCCAUGCCAUUAGUUAAAACAAACACUCUUUAUCUGCUGUAAUUCACAAAAUUAUAUUACAUUAAUCUAUUUUCUUGCCAUAUAGUUGAUCCAUAUAUCUGGUUAUCCUUUCAAGGAGACGUCUCUAGCAUAUCUGGAUCAGAUGAUGAGGAUGAAGAUAACAUGAGGGAUCAUUAUUUACCUAAAGAAGAGUUUCCUCACACUAAAGAAAAAGACAGCGAAGCUCUAAGCCAGCGAGCAUUUCAUAAAGUCUUUUUCAAAAAUAAAGAUGGUGAACUUUUAUCUGUUCAUCGCUGUCUUUUGCACCAUAAAAAGGUUGGUUCACGUUUUUUUAAAUAUUUUGAAUAGUUUAGGCAAUUUAAUUUUUUUGCACUCAAGCCCGAUAGUCUUUUGCCAAAUUCAUUUUAUUUCAUUUAAUAAAAAAUAUUUGAAGCUGAUUGUUUUAGUUUAAGAGAAUAUCUUUGAAAAAUUAUGUCACACUUGAUCAAAGAACAAAUCAUUAUAAUUUUUAAAAGUUUUCAUUUCUUUAAAAAUACUUUUUAUCUACUUGGUACUUUGUAUGAUCAUGUACACUUAUUGUUGAUUUCAUUUUGUUUAUUCUUUUUGCUUAGAGCCCUAUUAAUGAAAGAGAAGAAAUGGUCUCAGCAAUAAGUCAACUUCCUGAAAAAUCAAAGUGGAUAAUCCUGAUGGUGUCUUCUGGUCAUUUUGCUGGAGCUGUAUUUCACGGGUAUUAAAAUAGACCUGACCAUUAAUUUUUAAGAUUGUGAAACUGCACAGUUCAUGAAAAUCAGAUUUUAUUAACUGCCUAUCUUGCAGAGAUAUAUCUUUUCACAUAUUUAGACUUUUAUUUAAACAUGCAGAGAAUGAAGAAUGAACAAAAAUUGAUUUAAAAUAUAUAAUUUUCUUAAUGUUCAGGUAUUAUUUCAGACGUCCGCUCAACAAAAUUCAAAACCUGUUUUGAAAGGUCUAAAACUUGGCAUGCAAUACAUUUGAAAAUGGAAUGCACAGAUCAUGUAUUAGAUGUAGUGUAAAAAAAUAUCAAAAGUAAGCCUGAAAACUAUACCUUUAAGCAGAAACAGGUUUUGGACUUCGUUCAUUUAAUAUCAUCACAGUGCGUAAUGAAUACCCUUAUGCAUGGAGAAUUUCUGACUAUUAUGCUUCAUUUUCCUUUCUACAUGUGUCUGCCAAAAAGUGUUCGCUGCAAAGAAUGCUUUCAAAACAAAUCAAAGCUUUUGUUUCACAGCAGAUUAUUUUUUUCUGAUUUUUGAGACUUGCAUUAACAUCACCAAAAAUAUGCUACCUACAUGAAGAGCAUUAUCUAAAUAUAUCCUUUCAUUUUAAGUCAUAAUUAUUUACAUUUAGUACACAUGUAAUUCUAUAUCUUCUUUGGUUUGAAUGUUGAUAUUAUUCUACUACUUACUCAAGAUAAUUUCAUGCAAAGAGUUUCUGUUGACUAUCAUUUACUUCAUAAAUAUCCAAAUAACAUUUUUUUUUUAAAAUACUGAUGAUAUACUCCUAUAAGGCAUAACAAUAGUGUUGUUAUGCAAUAUAUUAUUGUUCCAGAAAAGAAGUUGUAGAACACAAAACAUUUCAUCGCUAUACUGUGAGAGCAAAACGUGGUACUGCCCAAUCUAGCAAGGACAGUCAAGGCGGUGCCCCUAAAAGUGCUGGGGCCACUCUGAGAAGGUACAAUGAGGCAGCGUUGACUCAAGUGAGUGUUCAUCCACAAUGUUUUUCUGAUUUUAAUUAUACUCACAUGGUCUCCUGAGGUGGCUGGUAAUGUUUGAUAGUUUUGCUAUUUGAUGUUAUUAAUUAGAAUGAAACACCUUUAUUAGUCAGUGGCGGUAACUGGCGUUGCCUGCAAACCCUUCUAUUUUGAGAUGCAUUUAAUGAAUCCACCAAUUUUAUUGUUUUCAAUAUCAUUUUUUAAUCUGGUUUUAGAUACUUAUUACAUUUCAUUAAUUCUAAAAAAAUCACCUGUACACUAAGGAUUGUAUUUUAAUACAAUCACUGUGCUAUUGUUAAGGCUGAUUAUAUAUUUCAAAUUUAGUUAAGAAGAUUUUUUUUUAAACUCGUAAAUUAUAUGUCACAGAGAAUUUAAGAUACCAUAAUAAAAAAUAUACUUUAAAUUGAUUAACAUAUAAUUAGGAUAUCCAGAAUUGUAAUGAAAAAUUUAUUAUUUGUAUUUUUUAAAUCAAUUCAGGAGGUGCAAGAUCUCUUAUCUAGCUGGGGAGGUCACAUAAAGUCUUGUGACUUUGUGUUUUUGCGAGUUCCUGUAGCCAGCAAAGUCAUGCUCUUUGGUGGUAAGAAUCCAUCCUUUAAAAAAGAUGAUCUUCGGUUAAGGGUGAUCCCAUUAAUAACAAGAAGACCGACAUUCAGCGAGGUCCAGAGAGUGCAUCAGAUCCUUGCAUCUGUGGAAUGUUAUGGUAAAUAAACAUAUAUGCAGUCUUGCCAUAAAGCUGUUAGAAAAACAGUGACUAAAAAGUAAUUUGAUAAUAAAUUAAGAUUUUUAAAAAAUCACUAAUUAGGUAAGCUAGACUUGAGCAUCAGAUUUAAUCGAAGUGGGACUUGGAUUUUGUCUAGCAAGUCUCGGCAAAAGUUAAAAUUAGUAAAUGCUCAUCAUUUUAAAGCUGACCAUAGUGUUUAGUCUGGAAUUCAUUUUUAAAGUACUUCGGUCUUGGACUUAAUACAUAUUUUUCUGGAACAGCCACCCCAGUAUCUGAUGGUCAUUUGAUCUGUCAAGUUUGUUCCAAAGCAACUUUUUAUUUCAAUAUAUUUAGAUUAUUUUUUUUUGUGGCAUGAAGUUUAAAUAAAUUUGAUUUCUCAGGAAAAGAUGCAGAUGUGGAAAGCUUUAUACCAAAGACUUCACCUUCUAGAGUUGCAAAGGAUGCUAAUCAAUUUGGCAAAGGGACUCAGUUACGGAGCAAGAAAAAACAACAAACUGAAAAUAGUAAAUUGACAAGUAUAAUGAUUUAACAAAUUCUGAAACUUUCAAAAUAAAUAUGUUCCACAAUGAUAAUCCUUGAAGCAAUUUUCAAGUGGAGAUUAAUACUUUUUGGGAUUAUAUAAUAUUAUUUUAAUCUUGUAGAGCACAAUUCAUCUGAUGACCUUGAGAGAUUUCCAGAAGAGAUGGUUGAUACUGAGUGCGAUUUGGUUGAGACACAAGAAGAAAUUGAUUUUUCUGAACUUAAACAGUUUGACAGCUCUGUUAGACACAAAACCUAUAAAAAAUCAAAAGCUGAUCUGGGAAAAAGUCAGAAAUCAACUAAGGAAAAUAAAUUAGGUAUGGCAUAAUGACUUACUCUAAAAUGUAAUGAAAUGACUGUUAACAAAGAUGCUGAUGAGGCAAAGAUAAAACAUAUAUUGGAAGGUGGAGAUGUACUGCCCAAAUUAAUGCCCAAUUUGACCUUUUUUAGAAGUUCUUUUAUUUCUAAAAAAAACAUUCUUAUUUUAUGUGCAUUUUGUCGUAAGUUUGUAUUUUAAGCUGGCUGAUUUGGCAUUCUUUCAGAGGAUGAAACAACCCGACUGAGAAAUCACUUAUUUACAAUGUGUAAAACAGGUGAUGUCCAAGUCUUAAAGACUGUUCUAAAAGAUAUUCAGGAUUCACAUUCAUGUGCUGCUGACAUGUGUAAACUUAGUUUACACAAUAAGGACAUACACAUUAUAAGCUCAGCUCAACAGGCAGAUCUCCAUAUAGCCACAGAAAGCUGCCAAUGUCAGGAUCAAGGACAAACAAUGAAUAAACUUGACUCUGCUGUUACAAACAAUCUAACACGCUCUGAAAACGAGACCAAUACAGCUGCAAUAUCUGUCAUUUGCACAGACUCAUCCAGACAAGGGGACUGUCCUAAUGAGGACAGUGCUCCUACCGGCUCCUAUUUUAAUGGUAAACAUGAAAUCCAUAACUUGCCAGAUUUCCUAAAUAGACCAGUCAAUGAUAAUGAGAUUACCUACUUGCACCUGGCUGCUAAAGAGGGCCACCAUGAAGUUGUUACAGCAUUACUUGAAGCUGGCGCCGAUCCAUCAUUACGGUAAGUUGUCAAUCUAUUUAUUAAAUAACUGGACUUGAUAAUUUUAUGUGUGUUUUUUAAAUGAUAAGCCUUAUCCUUUUUUUUAAAAACAAAAAUAAUCUUCUUCUCUCUACAGAGAUAAAACUGGUAAAACACCAUACUACCUGGGAGGAAUGGAUGUGAGAAAUGCAUUUCGACGCUUCAUGGCAAAUUUUCCUGACCGUUAUGAUUAUGUUAAAGCCCAGGUAAACUUUAUAAGAAAAAAGGAAAAAAAAAGAUUUUGCUUUUCUCAUAAAGAUUCAUUAGGCAUCAAAUUUUUGUAUUUUGUUUUCACUUGUCAUUUCUUUAAGUGAUUUGGUCAAAGUUAAUUUGUAUUAUUUAGAUCCCUAGUCCUCUUACUGCUGAGAUGGAAGCAGAGAAAAAACUAAAAGCUGCAGAGAAGAAGAAAGCCAAAAAGAAAGCAUUGAAUGAGCGUAACAAGGUAAAACUCAUUACUGGGUAUUGUUUUGCAGAAGAUGUUUUUUUCUUGUUAUAUUUAGUUAAUUUUUGGGGGGUUUUUUUGGAAUACACAAAAAAAGCUUGAAUUCGAUUCUCUAAAUAUUUUAAUUUGUUGACAAGUAAUUAAAUUGAAUGUGACAGGCGGAACACAGGUGUCAUCUAGAGUAAAAAAACAUGUAAUCAAUAUCUUCUACUGCCACAUACACUCUAUUUCGGGUCAACCAUUUCUCCAUACCUAAGACUAAUUUAAAUAAGUUACUUAUGAUCAUGGAAAAACAUAAGGUAAGAUUCUUUUAUUGAUCCAAAUAAAUGGAAAUGUUUUUUGAUUGCAUUAUACAUUUUCAGCACAAAAAUAAAACAAUUUGAACACGAGACAUUUAUAAUUAUUUCAAACAGCCAUUCAGUGAGUUAUCUUAGCAAAAUCAAGGACUUAUUAGGUCUCAUUCAGAUGUGUGACUUCAGAGGAAGCACGCCGGUAAAUUCGUACAGAUUGGGGAACAAAAGAAUUUUUAUAUCCGUCAGUCCUCGCCCUGAUGGAAAGAAUUUGUCCCAAACGGCCCGAUCCUAAGUAUCUAGGAUGAAGAGGGUGGGAUGUAUCAUCCAAAAUUGUUUAGUUUUGCAAAAACAUCUUUCUUCAAAUAGUUCUUCAAAUGAAGGAUGUUUAGUUUGUGUUAUGUUUCUAGCUUUCUUGAUUAGUCGGUUUAUGCGGUGUUUAAUAACAGACGUUGAAUUCCCACACCAGCAGGUAAUACUGAAAUUAAGCAGGCUUCCAAUAGUUGCACUGUAAAAUAAGUUAACGACUUGCUUGUUUACGCCAAAAUUGUACAGUUUUUUGAGGUAGAACAGUCUUCGUUGAAUUUCUUAUACAGGAUUUGGCCAUGUUAGCUUAUUAUUAAUGGUGACACCUAAGUACUUGUAUGCCAAACCACAUUAGAAGACAUGGUAAUUGUAAGUUUGCAAUUAUAAUAAUUUUUUUUUUAAUGUAGGAGAAAAAAGCAGCAGAAGCAGUCAUUAAAGAAGAAAACAGAGAGAAAGAAAGAUUUUUGGGAUUAUCUGAGAGAGAGAAGGUAUUUUUGUUAUUAAUAUUUUAGGUGGUUGUUAUUAUUUGUAUAAAACCAUUCACUUAUUUAAAAUAAAUAACGUUGUGUAUGAUUUUCAUAAGUUGUUUUUUCCUCCUAAAAUUGUUUAGUAAUUUUUGAUCAGUUUUGGUUUUCUGUUUGUGAACCAUUACUUUUUGAUUUACUUCCCCCUCACUUUAAUCAAAAUAAAGUACAUGUCAGGGCUGUUUCCUCUCGAUAUCUAGGUUACCCUGUUGAGACCACCAUUUUUCACCUUAUUUGUGGAGGAAAAUGGAAGAAGUUUUUCAGACACCACAAAUUUUGUCUGGCAAAAACUCCCUGGAGGUGGUCACAGCACUAAUAAGAUCAAAUCAAAAACAAUAAAUGUUGGUGCCUGAAAUGUACCAACGUUGAUGGAUAACCCCAAAGCAAAUAGACCAGAGCAGCAUGCUGCACUUGUUGCAAAAGAGCUCAAGAAAUACAAUAUUGACAUAGCAGCCCCAUCAGAAACAUGGCCACCAGAAAAAAGUUAAUUGACAGAGCUUAGAGGCGGAUACAUUUUUUUCUUGAGUGGCCGCUGCUGUAACGAAUGAUGAGAAUUUGGUGUUGGCUUUGCCAUAAAAACAAACAUUCCCCGCACACUCUCAAAGCUACCAGAAGGCAUCAACGGCUGUUUGAUGACAUUUAGGCUCCCUUUAUUCAAACAUAAAGGAGACACACUCAUAUGUGCUUAUGCUCCAAUGAUGACAAGUUCUGAGGAAACCAAAAACAAAUUAUAUGAAGAACUAGACAAUGUCGUCUCAAAAGUUCCAAAAUCAGAGAAGCUCAUUAUCCUUGGGCACUUCAAUGCUAGAGUUGGAACAGACCACCAGACAUGCAAAGGGACUAUCGGAAGACAUGGUGAUGGAAAGUGUAACAGCAGCGGUCUACUUCUCCUAACUUUGUACACUACAAAUGACCAUGCUAUCACCAACAUAUUCUACCGCCUUCCCACGCAAAAAAUGACUUUCUAGAUGCAAAACAUGAUUGACUAUGUCAUCACCAGAAAAAAAUCACAUACAAGAUGUUGGAGUAACCAAAGCUAUGUGUGUUGCUGAAUGCUGGACUGACCAUUGACUUAUAUUUUCCAAAUUAAAGUUACAAUCAUGCCCAUGAGAAGACUUCAAGGCUAGAAAUUUAAAAACAAAUCUUAAUGUGCAAAAGCUUAAGUACACAAACAUGGCUUACAAUUUUCCCAUUGAACUCGAACAUAGACUGGGCGAUUAUACCUCUGAGGAAAAUAAAAAUAUUGAUUCGAAAUGGUCUAAAUCAAGAGAUACUAUCCACUUGACUGCUCUAGAACACCUCAGACCAACAACCCGCAGAAAUAAAGAUUGGUGUGAUGAUAAUGAUGAGAUCCAUUCACUACUAAACGAUAAACAUCAGGGCGUCACAAGUAAAGAAAGAUGCUCUCACCAAAAUACAACAGAAAGUGCAAAAGAAACUUUGUGAAAUGCAGGAUUUAUGGCUCUGUCAGAAGUCUGAUGAAAUUCAGGGCUAUGCCGGUGGACAUGGUAACAAACUUUUCUACAAUGCCAUUAAAAAAGUCUGUGGACCACAGUCUUCAGGCUGCUUGCUCAUUGUUAGCAAAGAUGGAACUCAGCUACUGACAGACAAGAGUCAGAUUUUAGAAAGAUGGGCUGAACACUUUUGUCAAGUCCUUAACUGUCUGGAUGCUACAACCGAUAAUGCCCUUGCCCGUUUACCACAGUUGGAGAUAAACCAAGAGCUAUACAAUAGUCCCAAUGAAGAUCAAGUCGGGAUGGCAUUCCAGCAACUCUCCUCAAAUAAAGUCCUACGACAAGAUGCAAUCCCUGCUGAAAUCUACAAAGUAGGAGGCCCAUCCUUACAAAAAAACUGACAGAGCUAUUUGAGUCGAUAUGGAAAGAUGGCUCUGUCCCUCAGCAAUUCAAGGAUGCAAAUUUAAUAUGGAUAUAUAAGAGAAAGGGCAGUCGCCAAACCUGUGACAACUAUUGAGUUAUUUCUCUCCUUACCAUAGCUGGGACAAUCUUGGCCAGAGUCCUACUUAAUUGUAUACAUCUAUACCUUGAACAGGGACUACUUCCUGAAAGCCAGUGUGGAUUCACUUCAGAACAAGGUACAGUUGACAUGAUAUUUGCAGCAUGCCAACUCUAGGAAAAAUUUCAAGAGCAACACAGCGUCCAGUUCAUCACCUUUGUUGAUCUGACCAAAGCAUUUGACUCAAUCAGUAGAGAUGGCCUCUGGAAGAUAACGGAGACGUUUGGCUGUCCGAAUAGAUUUAGUACCGUACAAUAGUACGUCAAUUCCAUAAUUGUAUGAUGGCCAGGGUGAUGGAUUCUGGAGAGGAUUCUGUGGCUUUUCCUGGCAUAAAACAAGGCUGUGUUCUAUCACCAUCACUUUUUAGCAUGGUUAGUGUCAGCAAUGCUGACUGAUGCUUUUCUUUACAAUAAUGACACCAUUCCUAUAAGAUAGAGGAAAAAUGGUGGACUAUUUAAUCUUAGGAGACUGCAAGCUAUUAUGAAAAUUAAAGAAAUGGUUAUUCAAGACUUGUUUACGCCCUAAAUGAAAGUUCGGAAAUACAAAUGCAGCAAAUACUUAAUCAUUUUGCUAAGCCCUGUGACAACUACGGCCUGACCAUCCAUAUGAAAAAGACAGAGAUUUUGCACCAGCCAGCUCCAGGGAAAACUUAAAAAGAAUAUAAAAUAUCAGUGAAGGGACAGAAUCUCCAAGCAGUAGAAAAAUUCACAUAUUUAGGCAGCACCUUCUCCAGCUCACCAACAAUAGAUGAUGAGAUCAAUAACCAUAUUUUCAAAGCAAAUAUUGCAUUUGGAAGGCUCUGCAGCAGUGUGUGAGAAUGAAGGCUCAGUCUUUUCACUAAGCUGAAGGUAUAUAGGGCAAUCAUAUUAACAUCACUCCUAAAUCCUAAUGAGAUGUGGACAGUGUACAGCAGACAUGUUAAACAGCCAAACCGUAUCCACCUGCUGCCUUUGUAAACUUCUUGGCAUAAGAUGGCAGGACAGACUUCCUACAAUGGGCCGAUUGCAUCAGCAUCCGCACACUCAACACACAGGACAAGCCAGGUGGGAAGGGCAUAUCACAAGAAUGCCAGACAGUGGACUUCCCAAAUGACUUAUGUUCAGUGAGCUCUUCUAUGGGAAACGCUCAGUUGGUGGGCAGAAAAAGAAGUCUAAAAUCUUCUCUUAAAUCAAUGGACAUUGAACUUGAUUUGUGGGUGACACUUGCCAAAGACUGUGCAAGCUGGGAUGACAGAGUCACUGUCGGAGUGAAAUCCUCAAAGAAUAAGUGCACUGCUCAUGCACAAAGAAAGCGCAAUGCAAGAAAAAGCAAAAUCGACUCAAAUCCUACUAGGACCCAAAACAACAUGUGUCCCAAAUGUGGGAAAUGCAAAAAUAGGAUUGGCAGGCCACCUGUGUGCUCACAGUGUAAUAUAGCCUUGGUCAUCUUUGCAUGCAAAGGAUGAACAACAACAAUCAGUAUAUUUGUUUCUUUGGUUUUUAUCAGUUUAAACUUUUUUAUAUUUUUUGCCUCUGCUAGCAUCUAACAUAUUUUAUAUUUUAUUAGAGAGCUCUAGCAGCAGAAAGAAGAUUACUUCAACAAAGUGCUGAAACAGGGACAGUGAUGCCAGUUCUCAGGUAAAAUUGUAAAGACACUCUUCAUUGCUCUAAUAAUUAUUAUUCAUGGAAAUUUUUGUUUUUUAUUUUAAAUGGCAACUUAACCUUUGCUAUACAGCAAUGCAGAGACAUGUAAUAUUGUAUAUCUAAUUCUAAUAAAUAAAUGUUAAUUUCUUAAUAAGUUGUUAGAUAUUCUUUUCUUUUUAUGCAAGUAAAAUUAAUUUGUAUAAUUUCAACCUUUAUUAAGUCGAUGUUGGCAAUGUGGAUCAGACAUUACUGGAAAGGUACCCUUUGAGUAUUCAGACUACAAAUUCUGCACAACAAAAUGUUUAAGAGACCACAGAACUAAGUCAUCACGCUAAAACAUAUUGUGAUUGUUUGUUUUUCUAUUCUAUCAAUUUACAACGCACCAUCAUUGAUUAAUAAAAGGUUUAUAUUUGUUUGAUUGAAUUUCAUGUCUCUAAUGCCCCGGACAUUCUUUAUUUUAUUUUGAAAUUUAUUUCUUUUUCUGUAUUUUUCUAUGUGGGAUUGUGUUUUUUUCUUAAAUUGCUUUGAUUAUUAUGAAAAAAGACCAAACCUCUUUAAUUUAGCAAUAAUAUUAGCUGUCUUAAGGUGGUGUGAAUAUUUUUCAAUUAUUUUAGUUGGUGAUGGAAUUUAUUACCAACUAUGCAUUGUAAUACUUAUACGUAAGAAACCAGUAAUGUGUGAAAUGUAUCUAAGAUACUGUAUGGAAAUAUAAAAGGCAUACUAAGAAGUAUAGCAGUUGUAUACUAAAUUUUCUUUUUAAAUUAUUUAAAUAAUUAUAAUUAUUUUAAAAAUGCCUGUUGGUGUGGUACAAUUUUUAAUGACAAUGACAUAGUGAAGAUUUCUAGUAUAAAAAAAUAAGGUACUCUUUAUUUGUAAUUUGUCGUAAGUACAGUCUUAAAUAUAAGCAAUUUAAACAAAACUCAUCAUAUAAGUGUUAUGUUCUUUCAUUUUGUGUUGAAUUGAGCAUGCU
Messenger RNA from Lymnaea stagnalis (great pond snail), 11986 nucleotides. NCBI's taxonomy places the organism in Eukaryota, Metazoa, Mollusca, Gastropoda, Lymnaeidae. The record is from the annotation of a GenBank genome assembly.